Rotaria sp. Silwood1 is the source of this 2346-nucleotide messenger RNA. The record is from the annotation of a GenBank genome assembly. Lineage: Eukaryota; Metazoa; Rotifera; Eurotatoria; Philodinida; Philodinidae.
AUGCUGGUCGAAUCCGUCUUUUUGGUUAUCUCAUUGCCUUUCGUCGUAUUUGGAUGUGGUAUUACGACACAUAUCGAAGUUUCACAUCGCGCUCAAGAUCUUUGGCUACAUCAACCUGUUUAUCGACAAUAUAUUCUCCAACAUCAAGAUGCAUUGCAAGGAGGAUCUCCAUAUCCUGAUGCUAUGUACAAUAGUUUCUGUUAUAACAGUAGUUUACAUCAAGUAGCUGAAGAUACCCAUUGGUAUCCAUUCAUGAAAAUCGCCAUUGAAUAUAUGCGUGAUCGACAUCCACCACCGCUACAGCCCGACAAUGUUGAUGGACAAAAGUUACUUGUAUUUCUACUCGGUGUGGCCUCUCAUCAAAUAGUUGAUGCUGUGUGGCAUGGAAAUUUAACAGGAUGUCCGAAUGGAUUUAUCGAUGCAACAGCCUGGGAGAGUUUUAAUGACAAUCAAGAAAUGGCACAUUCAAGUGAUGAUACUGGUGGAGAUAGUGUUGUUAAUUACGAAUUACCGGUCGGUUAUAUCGGGCUCAUCAACAAGUGGUUUGUUCCAAUCAACGAACUUGAAGAGAUCUAUGCACGAUAUGCUGUCGCCAGUAACUCAUCAACUGAAGAAAAUACUACUGCGACACAUGUUCAAUCCUGUUCUGAUGUUAUGUUUCGUGGACUAGUUGCUGAUGCUCUUCUUCUUGGCUUUAAAUAUUCUACAUAUUCAAGCAGUAAUAGUUUUCUACUCGAUCAAGUGCACGACUACUACUACGGUGGCUUGUCAAAUAUGGUUCAGCUGACAGUCCGAUACUGGGAUCAAAUUAUUGCAAUGUACGAACUUGGAACAGAUAUUUGUACAUUGGCUGAUAAUAAUCCAUACUAUUUGAAUUGUACCAUAGCUCACAAUAUCACACAUCAACAACAACAAGAAUUGACAUCGUACGUUCAAUCAACACUUUUAGACUAUUUACCCUAUUCAGACAAUUCUUUAUCGCUGUUUUCGUCAUCUGACAACACCGAAAUUUCUACUGGACUCAUUUCAAAUCAAAGUUAUGCCGCAUUUGGUCAUGCAACCCUCUAUGGUGAUUUUAACGGUGAUGGAAUUACCGAUCUUGUCGUGUCAGCACCCGAUUAUUAUGUUCUUGGAUGUGUGCAAGGUGGUCGAGUGUUCAUUAUCUAUGGUCAAGAGAAUCGUUCCCUUGUACCCGAGCGUCAAAUUUCGAUUAUUGAAGGACUUGCCAAUCAAACACUUAUUUCACCAAAAUGUGAUGGUGAUCGAUUCGGUUCAGCAUUAGCUCGCCUUGAUUGGAACAACGAUGGAUUUGAUGAUCUAGUCGUUAGCAGUCCAUCGCAUGGAUUCGGCUUCCGUGGAGCAGUAUUUGUAUUUGCCGGUGGUGCACAUGGUCUUCAACCUUAUCCCUAUAUGCAUAUUUAUGGAAUGAAUGAACAUGACGCGAUCGGUUUCAAACUAUAUACGGCAGAUCUCGAUAAUGAUACUCGACUUGAUUUGAUCAUUACAAGUCCAUACGCUCAGCCGAACGGUUAUAAUCAACCACAACAAGGAGCUGUCUGGGUCUUCCUGAACUCUGACCAUCAUAUAUUGGAUGAUGAACUCACUGUUACCAAUGCAUCAUUCACCAUUUGGGGUGAAACAGCAAAAUCGAAAUUUGGCUAUUCACUUGAAAUGAUUCCAUCGUCGUGCAUCGACAAUAUGACUUAUCCAGCUGCCAUCAUUAGCGCACCAGCCGACGAUGGUAAACUGUUCGUGUACUCAUUUGAACCCGAACCCCAUCUCAUUCUUACUCUCUCAGGCAAGCAAAAAAAGGAUCGUUUUGGACAAAGUUUUUCUAUUGAUAAAGACAGAUGUUGGCUCGCCGUCGGAUCACCGACCCGUUCCACUAAUUGGUACGGUGGUGUUGAUAUUCUUUUAGUAUCCGAUCUUUUCCAUCAAUCAAGUAUUUCUCUUCAAUUAAGUGACAUUCCUGUGCGUCUCUCAAUUUAUGGUGAUAUGAUUUUUGGACGUCUUGGUACAACUAUUCAAUGGACACCCAACGGUGAUUUAUGCAUAUCAGCGCCACUCGGCAAGAAAAAUUUUCUGCUAUUGCAGAUGCAAAAGUCCGUAGGUCGUGUUUACAUUGUAUCUGCUAAUCAAAUCUCAACGCAGCCAGAUCCAGUGGCGAGAUCAAUUAAACAAAUAAGUUCGACGACCUACGUCGCUAGGAACCAAAUGAACCGAUUCGGUAGUCGUACUGACAUUCUUUCUUCAACACUUUCUUCCUACUAUGUCAUUGCCUCGCCAUUUACAACCGUAUCUGACAAUGUUCGUCUGCCGGGCAUGUUAUAUUUUCUAUCGUUAUAA